CUUAUCUCAGAAGACUGAAUUUUCUACAUAUAGGUUGUCAUCAUUGGGUGUAGGUGCUAAAGAAAGCUAGAUCAAUAAUGGCGGCUAGGAGGAUUUCUUCUUUGCUUUCUCGUUCAUUCAGUUCCCUUCCUGCUCCCCUUUUCUCUAGAGGGACAAAUCCUACCCUGGUGAGACAAAUUUCUAGAUACAGUACAGCCGUGGAAGUUGAGGAACCAAUCAGUCCUCCUGUCAAAGUAAAUUACACACAGCUGUUAAUUGAUGGAAAGUUUGUUGAUUCUGCAUCAGGUAAAACUUUUCCAACGCUGGAUCCUAGGACCGGGGAUGUGAUUGCUCAUGUUGCUGAAGGCGAUGUAGAAGAUAUCAAUCGAGCAGUGUCUGCUGCUCGCAAGGCAUUUGAUGAAGGACCGUGGCCAAGAAUGACUGCUUAUGAAAGGUCAAACAUAUUGUUGCGAUUUGCUGAUUUGAUUGAGAAGCAUAAUGAUGAACUUGCGGCACUUGAGACCUGGGAUAAUGGAAAGCCAUAUGAACAGGCUGCUAAGAUUGAAGUCCCGAUGCUUGCACGUCUAAUGCGGUACUAUGCUGGUUGGGCGGAUAAGAUUCAUGGUCUUAUAGUUCCAGCUGAUGGACCGCACCACGUGCAAACCUUACAUGAACCAAUUGGUGUUGCUGGUCAAAUAAUUCCAUGGAACUUUCCUCUUCUGAUGUUUGCUUGGAAGGUUGGACCUGCCUUGGCAUGUGGCAACACCAUUGUUCUUAAGUCAGCAGAGCAAACACCACUUUCUGCUAUUUAUGCAGCCAAGCUACUUUAUGAGGCUGGUCUUCCUGAGGGGGUCAUAAAUGUGAUUUCUGGUUUUGGUGCCACUGCUGGUGCAGCUCUUGCUAGUCAUAUGGAAGUGGAUAAGCUCGCUUUCACUGGAUCAACUGACACAGGAAAAAUUAUCCUUCAGUUGGCUGCAAAAAGCAACCUCAAACCAGUAACUCUCGAGCUUGGAGGGAAAUCUCCUUUUAUAGUUUGUGAGGAUGCUGAUGUAGACAAGGCAGCUGAGAUGGCUCACUUUGCUCUGUUCUUUAAUCAGGGACAAUGCUGCUGUGCUGGCUCCCGUACAUUCGUACAUGAGAAAGUGUAUGAUGAGUUCAUAGAGAAAGCAAAGGCACUUGCAAAGAAUCGUGCUGUAGGUGAUCCAUUCAAGAGCGGGAUUGAACAAGGCCCCCAGAUUGAUAAAAAACAAUUUGACAAGAUAUUGGGGUACAUAAGAUCUGGUAUUGAGUGUGGAGCGACCCUUGAGACUGGAGGUGAGAGAUUUGGUGAUAAGGGCUACUAUAUUCAGCCUACAGUUUUCACCAAUGUUAAGGAUGAUGCAUUGAUUGCCAAAGAGGAGAUAUUCGGUCCAGUCCAAACCAUCUUGAAAUACAAGAACCUUGAUGAGGUUAUUCAGAGGUCAAAUGCUAGUCGAUAUGGACUAGCUGCAGGGGUCUUUACGCAGAACAUUGACACAGCAAACACCCUUACACGAGCGCUAAGAGUUGGGUCAGUAUUUAUAAAUUGCUUUGAUGUCUUUGAUGCUGCCAUUCCAUUUGGUGGAUACAAGAUGAGUGGACAAGGAAGAGAAAAGGGCAUUUACAGUCUCUCCAAUUACUUGCAAGUCAAGGCUGUUGUCACUCCCUUGAAAAAUCCAGCAUGGUUGUAGUUCCCCUUUCGAACCUGUUUUUCCCUCCAAUUCUUGAAAAUAAGGAGAUGAUUGCACGAAAAGAUGAGGCAGAAAUAAAGGUGGUGAUGCUGAUAUGAUGAUGAUGAUAAAUAAAUCCCUCCUAAACCUUCGUGUUAGAGAUAUAUACUAUUUCAUAUAUAAUGAAGAAUCAAUUAAUUUACUUUUUUUUUUCUUUUCAUGAUAUUGAAACUCAAGAACAACAAAUAAUUAAUUGCUUUCAUGUAUGAUGAAUUGUAACAUUCUCUCUUUACUAAAGGAAGAACUAAUGA
This is a messenger RNA of Rubroshorea leprosula, 1978 nucleotides long. Lineage: Eukaryota; Viridiplantae; Streptophyta; Magnoliopsida; Malvales; Dipterocarpaceae. The record is from the annotation of a GenBank genome assembly.